Closterium sp. Yama58-4 is the source of this 1584-nucleotide messenger RNA. The record is from the annotation of a GenBank genome assembly. NCBI's taxonomy places the organism in Eukaryota, Viridiplantae, Streptophyta, Zygnematophyceae, Desmidiales, Closteriaceae.
AUGGCACAGCAAGGAAAUGCAUCAGCGACAGCAGCAGUAACCGCACGAGCCUCUCCUCUAAUGCAGCAGCAGCACGGCUGCGACCGCCACGACAGGCGCGCGCAUUCGUUAGAAUCGCAGAGGAAGCGCGGCAGGGGCUCCGGUUUCGACCUUGACGCCUCCUCCGAGUCUCGCGCCGCCAAGUCCGCUAGAACCGGCGAUUGCGCUUCGAGUCACCAUUCCUCCUAUCCUCGCCCGUCCUCCUCCCAAUCUUCUCCCAACUCCCCCUUCCCCUCUACCUCCCCGUCGUCUCGUGCGACCGAGAUUUUCGGCACGCCCACGGGUCGCCUGGAGGAUUACUUUACGCUCGAAUCGGCUGUGCUCGGUUCGGGGCAGUUCGGGACGGUGCGCAGGUGCGUCGAGAAGGCGACCGGGACGCACUUCGCGUGCAAGACCAUCUUAAAAAGUCGGCUAACCUCCGAACUGGAGCGUCAUGACGUGCGGCGCGAGGUCGUGCUCAUGCAGCGUCUCGCCGCGCCCGCGUCUUGCGGCGCAACUUCCGCCGCAGCUGGCGCCGCGUCUGCCGCCGGAGCUGGCGGCGGCCUCGCGGGGUACAUUCCGCACGCGGGGGUGGUGCAGCUGCGCGCGGUGUUCGAGGACGACGCGGCCGUGCACAUGGUCAUGGAGCUGUGCGACGGCGGCGAACUGUUUGACGAAAUCGUGCGAAGAGGGCGACUGAGCGAGCGCGACGCGGCGCAGGUGUUUAGCCAGAUAGUGUCGGCUGUCGCCUUCUGCCAUUCCCGCGGCGUGCUCCAUCGCGAUCUCAAACCCGAAAAUAUCCUCCUCGCGCGCUACCCCGCUUCCGCCGCCGCGCCUGCCGCUGCAGGUACGUCGUCCGCCGCCGUUUCCGCCUCCGCGGCAGCCGACGCGCCGGGCCCGCGCGUGGUCGUCGCGAAGCUGGCGGAUUUCGGGCUCGCGAUUCCGCUCAAGCAGGGCGAGCGCGCGCGCGGCGUGGCCGGGUCGCCGUUAUACAUCGCGCCCGAAGUCCUCCGCGGCGACUACUCCCUCGAAGCCGACGUGUGGUCGCUCGGCGUCAUCCUCUACAUCCUCCUCUGCGGCGCGCCGCCCUUCUGGGGCCCCACGGAUAAGGACGUCUUCAUGAAGGUGCUGCGCGGCGCGGUGGACAUGGGCGGAGAGGAGUGGAGAGGGGUAUCGGAGGAGGCAAAGGGGUUGGUGCGGUGCAUGUUACAGCGGGACCCCAAGAGGCGGCCGCCUGUGGGGAAGAUUCUGACUCACCCCUGGAUUCUGCUCAACUGCCUUGGCGGGAGGAUUCUCAGGCAGCAGCUAGGGAAGAAACCCGCUGCUGCUGGCUCGCCUGCUGCUGCGGCGUCUGCUGUGGCAGCGUCGGCCAACGUUGCUGCUGUGACCGCUGCUGGUGCUUCCGAUGCAGCAGACUCAGCUGAGACUCUCUCAGCGCCAGGAGCAACAGCGGCGGCAGCAUCGGCACCACCACCACCACCGCUGAUAGUGAUCCAGCAACAGCAGGUGGUGCUGACAGCUGCUCCACCCGCCACUGCCAGCAGCCCAUCUGGCAUCCGCGUGUGA